AGAGACAGACAGGCAGUUAGUUAGGCAGCAAGAGCAGGUGCAAAACCAAAGAGAGAAAGAGAGCGAGGAGAGACAGAGAGAGAGAGCGAGAGAGUGUGUGUGAGAGAGAGGGGGGGGGUCUAGGUGUAUUUAAAUCAAUCAUUUGCCUCUUCUUGUAUGAGAUCAGACAAUCCAACUCUUAAUCCCAACACAGAGUCCCACGCUCAGCACGAUCGGUCAACAUCCGAACACCACAAGAUGGAGACGAGAGACUGAAGAACUAAAAUCACUGACAGUGCAAGUUGUGUUUUGUGCUCUGCAUGGAUCCGCAGUCCUCUCCAGGGUGGUCUUUGUUGGUGACCCCUGUGCUGUCAUGCCACCCUCUCAUUAACAGCCUACAGAGACAGAUGUCUGAGCAGCACCUGAAGCUGGAGAGGGAGAGAGAGAGGGAGGAAAGAGACAGAGAGAGACAGGGGCUUAAACAGCUUUGGGAUAAAGAGAAGAGCCAAUACAGUGCAGUGGCCAGUCCUUGGGUGAGAAAGAAGCUGCGACAGUUGAUUAAACACAAGCAGUACCAAGCAGUGUCCACCCUCAGCAGCUUCCCCACAGGAUUCAGGUCGCUGGCUCCUAUUCCGGACUUGAAGGUUCAACAUCAUCAACGGAACUCACCUUCAUCUCAAAACUACAGAAGUGAGCAGUUGCGGAGAACAGUUUCAGAGCCCCUUCUGAAAUCGAAGCUAAGGAGGAGUGUGACAGGCAGAAAGAAUCCUCUCCACCGUAAUUCAAGUGCUCCCCCUACAGACUGCCCUAGCACUCCAGUAUCUGAGUACACUUCACUCUCCAGUCAGUCAGACAGUAGAUUGCUAGUCUGGGACUACAACAGAGGACUGACUCAAGAGAGUGAAAGACAUCUGAAUUCUGCAAAGAUAGAGAACAGACCCAUGGGAUCUCCUCAACACGUGUAUAUCUCACAUGGGCAGGAGGGUGUGGUGGAGGCUUUCCCCUCGACUGUACAACCAGUUUUUUUCCUGAACAACACUGGAUUCCUGCAGACUCCAGUCCUCCCCAGUCCUCACACACCAGUUCAACCAGUACAUAUGGUGGUGAGGCAGCAUAGGCCACUGACCAGAACCCAAUCACAGCCCGUAAUUCAGUGGGAUCAUUAUCCAGAGACCCAGCGUAUGUACCGGACCUACAGUAGCAGACGACACAAGAGGCCUAGACACACACAAGAGGUGCUGGUCCAGCCUGGAAUACGCCAGGCCGUGGCAGGACAGCAGGACCAGAACAAAGAGCAGCAACCAGAGAAAACCACAUGGAGGGAGAAAUAUAGAUGUAGUUGUAGGGAUGGAGACAGACCGCCAACAACUGCGAAAAGCAAUACAGCGGUUGAACUGGUGUUUAGUAAAGAAUGCGGACAAAUCAGCAGCGAGCAGGACAAGCAUUUAGAUCAAAGGUCAGCACAGAGGAUGAAUGCUGGAUCCCAUCGGCCUCUGAUACGCAUCGAACCCUCUCCUGGCUUCUACCUGCCUGGCAGCGCAGAGCGCCCUACUGACAACGCAGAGUUGCCCGGCACAGGUUUGGUAUAUGACUCACAGAUGAUGAAGCAGCAUUAUUCCUGGGGUCGUAGCGUUCUUCACCCUGAGUAUAUCAGAACUGUGUGGACAAGACUGCAGGAUUCAGGCCUCAGUAAACAGUGUAAGUUGAUCCCAGCGAGAAAAGCCACUGUUGAGGAAAUCCAGGUGGUUCCUCAAGAGAGCCAUGCUUUUCCUUAUGGAACAAAUCCUCUGGGUCGUCUGCACCUGAAUGCAGCAAGGAUGGCAGCGGGCUGUGUGACGGAGCUGGCACUGCGUGUGGCACAGGGAGAACUGAGGAAUGGUUUUGCAGUAGUUAAACCACAUGGACAUGAUAUGUCAAACUACGAGGCAGUUGGUUUCUCUAGUUCAGUAGCGAUUGCUGCUAAGCAGCUUCAGCAGAGACUCAGUGACAAAAAGAUUAUAAUUGUUAACUGGGAUGUUCAUCAUGAUAACAUCGUUCAGAACAUUUUCUACACAGAUCCAAAAGUCCUCUGCAUCUCAUUGCACCGCUGUGAUGAGCUUAGCUGUGGAGGAGGAGAGCCCACUGAAGUGGGCUCAGGUGAAGGAAAGGGCUUCAACGUUAACGUGGCAUGGCCAAGUGGACUGGAUACUCCAAUAGGAGAUGCAGAAUACCUGGCUGCGUUUAGGACUGUGGUCACCCCCAUUGCAGAGGAGUUCUCCCCUGAUGUGAUUCUGGUGUCCUCUCAGUUUAAUGCUGUUGAUGGUCACCCAACCUCUAAAGGAGGACACAGAGUGUCUGCUAAAUGUUUUGGAGUGCUGACACAGAAGCUGAUGGAUUUGGCCAGAGGUCGGGUGGUCCUGGCUGUAGAGGGAGGUCAUGACCUUACGCCCAUAUGUGACGCAUCUGAGGCAUGCGUCAACGCUCUGCUGGAAAACAAGGUUGAAUCUCUGUCUGAUGAUGUGCUGAUGAAGAGACCUUGUGCUGAGGCUUUUAAGUCCCUGCAGAAAGUGCUGCACAUCCACAGUAAGUACUGGAGCUCAUUGAAGUCUGUAGAUGAUAUGUUAUCUCAGUCAUGGCUGCAGGCUGUGAGGAGAUCUUCUACAGACAGUGAUGCUGCCUCAGCACUGGCCUCUCUCAGCAUGACUGGACCAAACACAACCAGAGCACUUGAGUCAGGCGGCCUGUUUUACUACCGCCGCAUCCAAAACGAGCCCAUGGAGCACGAUGAGAACGAGACUACGUGAUGCAGAAAGAUGGAUGAUAAAAACUUCCCCCUUAGUAAGGCGAAAAGAAGACAACCCCCUGAAACUGGAGAACAGUGACAAGACCUUUCAGCUUUACUUAAAUUCUUGAACACAGCUCUGGAGACACACAGUGUUUUUACACCAAUCAGUAUCACAGUUAUCCUAACCAAAGGUUCCUUCAGUGUUGUAAAAAAGUCACCUAAAGUGAUACUUAUGUGUUUCAUAUAUAUAUAAUAAAUACUGCAUAUUGUUAUCACACAUUUAGAUGAACAAAUAUCACUUCUUGUUUAUGACUUUAAGAACACAAUAAGUUGAGGUUUGUGCUGUCUUUAGAGUGAG
This is a messenger RNA of Colossoma macropomum (tambaqui), 3101 nucleotides long. RefSeq names its product histone deacetylase 7b (gene hdac7b). The record is from RefSeq and is a predicted model, not a curated record. NCBI's taxonomy places the organism in Eukaryota, Metazoa, Chordata, Actinopteri, Characiformes, Serrasalmidae. Gene Ontology annotation, biological process: chromatin organization. Gene Ontology annotation, cellular component: histone deacetylase complex. The transcript has 22 exons. Gene Ontology annotation, molecular function: histone deacetylase activity. Bases 300 to 2762 code for a protein of 820 amino acids.